Molecule: messenger RNA, 1247 nt
Organism: Hippocampus comes (tiger tail seahorse)
Lineage: Eukaryota; Metazoa; Chordata; Actinopteri; Syngnathiformes; Syngnathidae
Product: calcium/calmodulin-dependent protein kinase type IV
Exons: 10
Coding region: 158-1075 (305 amino acids)
Biological process (GO): protein phosphorylation
Molecular function (GO): ATP binding; protein kinase activity
Source: RefSeq, a predicted model, not a curated record
AAAAAGGUCCGUGUCGGUUGUGCGUUUUGGCUCUUCAACGGAGCGGGAGGUGGGAUUACAACCCCACCCCCUCCCUUCCUCCCUCUAAUCCGGUUCUGCCCCAUCUGGACUCGGGAGGGCGCGCGUGAUCGGAACCAGGCGCAGACGCAGCCUCAAGAUGCCGACGUCCCAUCCCGGUUCGGAAGCGGUGCCGGCGGACUUCUGGGUGGACGGCUCGCGCAGGGACGGGACAGUGGAAGAGUUCUACACGCUCGGCUCCGAAUUGGGCAGAGGCGCGACAUCAGUGGUGUAUCGCUGUGAAGAAAAAGAGAAAAAGAAGUCCUACGCCGUCAAAGUUCUCAAGAAGACGAUCGACAAGAAGAUCGUCCGGACGGAGAUCGGCGUCCUGCUGCGUCUUUCGCACCCGAACAUCAUCCAGCUGAAGGAGAUCUUCGAGACGGACACGGACAUCGCUCUCAUUCUGGAGCUGGUGACGGGAGGCGAGCUCUUCGACAGGAUCGUGGAGCGCGGCUACUACAGCGAGAGAGACGCCGCCCACGUCAUCAAACAGAUCCUGGAGGCCGUGGCGUAUCUGCACGAGAACGGUGUGGUGCAUCGCGAUCUCAAGCCAGAGAAUUUGCUCUACGCCGACCUCUCGAUCGAUGCGCCGCUCAAGAUCGCGGACUUUGGUCUUUCCAAAAUCAUCGAUGAGCAGGUGACCAUGAAGACGGUGUGCGGCACGCCGGGAUAUUGUGCUCCUGAGAUUCUUCGAGGAAACGCUUACGGACCAGAAGUGGACAUGUGGUCUGUGGGCGUCAUCCUCUACAUUCUGCUGUGCGGCUUCGAGCCCUUCUUUGACGCGCGGGGGGACCAGUACAUGUACACGCGCAUCCUCAACUGCGACUACGAGUUCGUCUCCCCCUGGUGGGACGACGUCUCGCUCAACGCCAAGGACCUGUCAUCCGUCAUCCAUCCCUGCAUCCGACCGUCCGCGCAGCGGUUCGUCUGUCUCCCCGUCCGGUCGUCAGUUUCCCCAUCCCUGUCCAUCCAUCCAUCCAUCCAUCCGUUCGUCCGUCCAUCAUGUCAGCAAUGCUAACGCCGUCGGAGCGCGAGCGCGAGAGUGAGGCCGAAGCCAUGCGUGUGCGUGCCAGGUGAGCAAGCUGAUCGUGUUGGACCCGGCCAAGCGUCUGAGCGUGCGCCAGGCCCUGCAGCACCCGUGGGUGCUGGGCAAGGCGGCGCGCUUCUCGCACAUGGACACGGCGCACAGG